This is a messenger RNA of Spodoptera litura, 5748 nucleotides long. The record is from RefSeq and is a predicted model, not a curated record. NCBI's taxonomy places the organism in Eukaryota, Metazoa, Arthropoda, Insecta, Lepidoptera, Noctuidae.
AUGGAAAACACGCCUCUACCUCCGGAGUUGUUGGACAUACCGGACGUUCUUAUGGAACGUUCUGCAAGCGACGGCACGAUUGAAGAGAACUUUGAAGAGGAACUCGCGAGGGCACCAGAAGUUUAUACAGAGAUCUCUUCGCUCGACCUCGAAGAUUCGUUCGCGGAACUCAAUAGGACCGGACUUGUCGAGGUGGUCGGGGACGAUGAGGUCGGACGCCGCAUCAUAGUCGUGUCAGCCUGCAGACUACCGCCCAACAAGGAGCUGCUACAUGAUAAGUUACUAAGAUACCUCAUGUUCACCCUGGACAAAUAUGUGGAGCAAGACUAUAGUGUGGUAUACUUCCAUUGUGGACUGACCAGCAAGAACAAACCGCCACUCUCCUGGCUUUGGAGAGCGUACAAAGCUUUUGACAGGAAAUACAAGAAAAAUCUAAAAGCUUUGUACUUGGUGCACCCUACCAACUUUAUACGCAUAGUAUGGCAGAUGCUGAAGCCUGCCAUCAGCGUUAAGUUUGGCAGGAAGAUGAUGUACGUCAACUAUUUGCAUGAGCUGCAGCAGUACUUGAACCUGGACAAACUCUGCAUACCCGACGCCGUCCUUGAGUAUGACAAGCUGCUGCUGUCGAAGAACCCGAGGGCUGCCGAAUCGGCUCGUCAGAACACAGUACCGGUGGAGACGUCGCCCAUUGCGAAGUUCAAUAAGAAACCCACGAGCAGCCUCUCCCCGCCUCCGACGCAACAGUUUGGUGUGUCGCUAUCAUUCAUAAAGGAGAACAAUGCCAACAUGGUUGGAGCUAUCCCGCCAGUGGUGCGGCAGUGCGUUGAGUUCUUGUCGCAGCCUGACGCUCUGGAGACGGAAGGAAUUUUCCGUCGUUCAGCGAAUAUGUCAGUGAUCAAGGAGCUGCAGAGUGCCUGCAACAGGGGCGAGCCUCUCCACUUUCGCAAUGAUCCUCACAACGCGGCCGUCCUGCUGAAGACAUUCUUCCGGGAUCUUGAGGAACCCCUCCUGACUUUCGAUUUAUAUGAUGAGAUAAUGGACUUCCAAAACUGGUCGCCGCGUGACAAGCCGCGCAAGGUGAAGAUCUUGAUUCUGGAGCGCCUGCCCUUGGAUAACUACAUGUUGUUAAAAUACGUGUUCCAGUUCUUAUGGAAGGUGCAAGACAGGAGCUGCCUGAACAAGAUGACGACGAGCAACCUCGCCGUGGUGUUCGGCCCAAACCUCGCCUGGCCACCAAACGGACAGAUGUCACUCUUGUCCAUCGCGCCCAUCAAUAACUUCACCGACUUCCUCUUGUCACACCAGGAGUCAAUCUUCAUAAUCUAAACACUAUAAUUUUCUAUUACCUCUAAUCCCCGAGGUAAAUUCAACUCUAUUCUAAUGUAGUUAAAGUGAAUGUCUGUCAAAUGUUGAUAUAGAUAUGCCAAAUUUUUGUUAGAACGGCGUUGGAAGUAUAGAGAAUGUAUACAUUCAUUUAUGAAAUUACGGAUUUAUGGCUAGAGUCUAAAUUUGAAUCUCUUGUUUUGCUUGCGCUUGUACCACUUAUACGUGUUUCUAAUUAUUAUGUAUUUAUUGCUAUUUAAUGCUUAUUUAUUUACAUUAUAAACUUGCUCAUAGUUUGCAAUCUGAAAAGGGUUAAAUUUGUACAAAGACGCCCAAUAAUCAAGUUUGUUUGGCUAUAUAGUGUCUUCACAAGUCUUAUUGACUCUUAUGAAUAACAUGGCUGCGAAAAAGUAUAUCUCAUAUGCAAAUAAAUAUUUUUACUCGACUUGAAUUGGACCUAAAAUAUAUAAAAGGCACUAUAUGCAGGGAAUAUUACAAUUUUAUCUUCUUGUUUAACAAUAGUACUUUGAUAAUGCUUUACUAAAAGCUUCAGCAACUAAACAAUUUUAUGUACCGUAGAUGUCAUAGGUUCAUUCUCUAACCCGACCAAUCACAUUUUGUCAAAUAGUUUAGUUACAUAGAUCGGCCUUAUAAACGAGGGUUGUGUUAUAAAACUCUUUUGUAUAUCAAUACUCCACUAGUAAUAUUACUAUAAUAAAUAUCUAAUAAAAGUAAUAUCCGUUCCAAAGUCAAUUCCAUCCGCCGUAGCACACGUCCAUGCUUAUAAUGCUUUAAAAGAUCACUCGGUAAUAAAUAACAGCAUAAUUUAUAUACAGAUACUCAAAAUGAGAGUUUUUAGGAAUAUUAUAUAAUAUUUACAAGUACAUAAUUCGUUAAAACUACCUUUUUAAGUAUAAUAUAAUUCAUUUGAACCCAGAUUUGCAGUCUAUUACAUACAUACAUAACUUCACGCCUGUCUCCCGUGGAGGUAGAUAGAGACUAUGGAACUUUAUUGAUUCUCUUUUUACAAAAAUACCAUAACUAAAUUCUCAAUCUGAUUGCAAAAUACAAAGAAUUUUCUUGUUCAAUACAUCUAGAAGUUACUGUACACAUACACACCAAAGAGUUAUUCUUGUUAUUUCUCAUUAUGUCCAAUACAAAAUUCAGUGUCGUAGUAAGUUUACACUCGGAUUAAUUUAUUAUCUUAGUUUUUUUCAUCAUCAAACCUUGUCAAAAUUUCAAAACAGAUUAUUACCCUCUAAAACUUGUCGGAAAUUCCCCUAGUACUUUUACUUUGUAUCUUCAUUUCCUACAAGUACUGUUUGCACUGAAAAAAUCACUAUAGUGAUACUGUAAUGCGGAUUUAUAUAUCGAUUUGUUAAUAAUUACUAUAUAAGUAACAACUGUUAUUCUUUAUUAUAGAAUGCUUCUUAGCUUGUAGGCGCUUUUGAAUAAGAAUUAUUGCUUAUAAUUCGCACAAGUGUUAAUUCCUGCUUCUUCCAAAUCGUAAUUUGUAUAAAUAAUGUUUUUAUUAUAUAAUAAUAAUAAUCAUCAAUUCGGUAUUAUUAAUUCGCUUAGUAGAGCGAUGAAUAUUUGGUGUAAAGGUGUAUUAAAAAAUAUUAUAAUUAGAUACGACUUUCAAAAAGAUAUGAAAACAUUCCUAAGUGUUUGGCUUUAUAACAAAAAUUUUAUGAAUUGUACACAGUAAACAAUUACUGUUGUCUUGCACCGUGAUCUGAAUUCAUUCAGCAGCGGCGAAUUGAAACCACUGCAUUUAUAAACAACCAUGCCUUUUAUAUUAAUAUUCCAUAAAAUUAUCAUAAUAUAGAAUGUUAUUGUACCUGUUUGUAGUAACAGAACCUUUCCUUCAAGUCUGGAUUUUGUUACUAAACUGCACGCAUUGUAAAGGACUGAUAGAAAUUAAUGGAUCUGAUGUAAAUACAUCUAUUAUAUAAACGUAGAGCGGAAUUCUUACGGACUGCAGUUUUUAAACUAUUUUUAAUUUUGUACCAUGCCGGUAACAUGUCAACGCUUUGGACCUAAUCUAAUUAAUAAACAUCUUUGUAUGAUCAAAUGCAUAAAACCGCAAGAAAGGUAAUCAAUAUCAAAUAUUUUUGUACUAAGGACAGUGAUCGUUAUAAAAUCUAUAGUCCGUAAGAGCUCGUCAAACAUUCUACAAUAUUGUAAAAGUUUUUACAAAAUUUUGAUAAUGUUUCUUCUUUGUACUUUUAUCACGAAGUACCAUAAAUUCAUAUUAAGUACAUAUAUUGUAAACCUACCUAUGAUACGAGUAUAGUUAUGAAUAUUAACACAUAUAAUAUAUAAUUAUGUAUGGGGGAUCUUAUGGGGUAAAUUAAUAAUAGUAUCCCAUGGACGUUGUAAUUGUUAUUUCUGUACUUUAAUCAAAGCAUGUUGAUUUGGCAUAUCUGUUGAUCCUAAGAUCAUAUCGUUAUGUCCCACUACAUGUUUUACAUUAUUAUUGUUGCUUCUAUUUGUGAAAUUGACUUAUAGACUUUAUAACACAAGUGAAUUGUAAUCUGUUCAACGAGUCUUGCAAUAAUGCCGCUGGGGUUCAUCCUGUCUAUCUGUAAAUUGAUAAAUUAUCCAUGUGCGAUACUGGCCUCCAUUGUAACGGUUUAUUGUGGGUCACUACUGCACUACAAUGCAGUCGUACAUUCGCUCUUUGUGAGUAAUUUCUGCGACUUCCUGCGAUACUGUGUGACUAAACCCGCGGUACUAUCUCAACUUCUUAUACGACACUAUGUGAUUGCAAUCACAUCACACCAUGCACAAAAACACUCUCAAAUAGUAUGUCGAAUAAAUAAUGGGACGAUUCAAUAGUUAAAUGAAUUGGCUGUUUUUAAUUGUGAUCUUAGCAUUCCAAACAAAAAGUAAAAUAUAGUGUAUUUAUUACUAUCUCAAAUGUAUUAGAGCAACUAUAAACUUAUUGUUGUUACUCACAGAAGCCUAUAAUAUUAUAUCACAUGGGAUAACGUAUUUAUAUUAAAAUUAGUAACUAAGAUUGUAUACCAAAAAUAACAAAGAAUAGCAGUUAUGUAGUUAUAAGAACACAUCUCUAUUAGUUUAUUAUCAAGAUGUAAAAUAGUUGUUUAGUACCUACACUUUCUUGUUUAGUAUUUGAUUGAACUGGUUACUAAUGUAAUAUAUGGCCAGUGUACAUGUGUGCUAUGUAAACAGAUAUCUUUAUAAACACAUUUUGUAGAUAAUUUCAUAGGAAGAUGAACAUUUUGCUAAGAAAAUAUCUACAGCGCGCCUACGUAUAGUACUUGUUUCGUGAACUCUAAACGGCAUAAUUUUUCAUAUAUUUUAUCUCUAUAUUCCUGUUUUCACUGUAUCUUUAAGACGUUGAAGUUUUAUUUUGUUCUUUUUCAAGUGUUGGAGACGAAACAUGAACUUUGUAAGUUAAGGAAGAUGUGUCAUAUCCUGUAAACUCGCCGCUGGUAACGAAACUUGUGUAACGUAUAAAUAAAUAGCACCUAAUGCGUAAAGCGAGAUAUCUCUAUAUGUACAAUGGGUAUACACGUGUCGUUCCCUGAAGUUGAUUAUAUAAUCAGAGUAAUAGCGGUCUGGCGGGGAAUAAUCUUUCUAUCAAGCCAGUUAACUCGCCAAUUUAUCACUCUAGUGCAUAACUUGCAUGACAGAAUUGCCUAUAGAAUCACUUGGUAUUAUUUCAUAUUUCAAACGUUUGAUUUAUAUCUACAAUAUUUCUUGUCUUUUCUUAUCUCUAUUAUAAUUUUUUUUCUGCUAAAUUUAUGCAAUAACUUUGUUAAAGUAUACAACGUUCUUGAACAUACUCUCUUGUAUGUGUAUAGAUACUUGAUUUACGUAAUACAAAGUGUAACUAACAGUGCCAUUUGCUACGAAGUACCAUACUCUUGGUGUCACAAACAAAUUCCAUUUUUCCGAGUUAGAAUAUAGAGAUUUAUUAAUGUAAUUUUGUAAUAGACAAACGUCUAUACAAAGAUUUCCUUCAUGUUGCAAUGUUGAUUGAUAUUGCAUUUCGUUUACUCGAAAUGACGAUAGAUGGCGUUUUGUUCAAUUAACAAGAAAGUGUGUCGGCGUGUGAGUCAGACUAACCGGUUUGUCGUACACAAUUUUAAAAAUGAAAGUAAUUGCACGUCAUAAUAAUCACCACGCCAGCCUACGGUGAUUGCCAUCGCGAUAUCGCGACAUAUGAACCGUUGAACAAUAACCUUAUUGAGAUUUAGUAUUAUUUUCUGUAAGAUUUUUAUUAUAUUUAUUUUUUAUAGAUAGUUGUCGUAAUCAUGAGGAAAUUAUCUUAGUUGAAUGUACAACGAAGUUUAUUUAGCUCUUUAUUUUUUAUUUUAUGAAUUAAUAUUGUAACCGGAAAGGGUAUUUGUAAGAUUUACCUAAUUAUUAUGUAAAGGAUGAUGUUUUUAAUAA